AUGCUGUUGGGGCACAGCCUCCAACAUCUCGCCUGCCAUGUCGCCAGCCUGCCACCGUCCUACCGCAUCAUCUACCACAGAUUACCAUUUUCGAGCAAGAGUUUCGAGUACGGCACAAUUUUGAUGGAAAGAGUUAUGUGUUACCAAUGCACAUUGGCCUCGACAGAGACAGAUUGGAUCCCUCCUUCCCCCGUGCCCGAAAUCUUGGCUUCCAAUGCCAUUCCCUCACCUGAUCAAAUCCAAGCGGUACAGGAAUCGCUCUCGACCGCGCAAACGAACCUAUCGCUCCUCGAUCAGGAGAUCAGCGAAACAGAAGCUCACCUGAGCAGUCUGAACCAGACCCGUGAUGCACUUCAAGCUUACACAACCGAGCACCUCGCCUUAGUCGCCCCCUGCAGGCGGCUUCCUCCUGAGCUAUGGGCCGAAAUUUUCAUGCAUUGCUCGAAAGGGUUGAAGCGGACCCUUGCCCCCACCAUCCGCGAUACUUUUGACCCAAAGUCCGGCCCCCUGCUCCUCACCCAUGUAUGCAGCUGGUGGCGGGUUAUCGCAAUUUCCACUCCCGCUCUGUGGACUUCAAUACGGUUGGUAUUGCCCGCCCUACAACCUUCUCAUGCAAACCUAGUCAAUAUGUGGAUUGAACGAUCAUGUACUCUUCCGCUGACAGUGGCGUUUAUCGAGGCGAAGAAUGUUCCAGCAUUAUAUCCUUUGGUUCACAAGUUGGAGAGGCAUCCUCUCAGUUUACUUGCUGAGCAAUCAAACCGAUGGGUGGAUGCUUUCUUUAUGCUCCCUCCCUACGAUUUCGCGUGGCAGGCAUUCCUCCCGAUAAGAAACAAUUUAUCUCAGCUGCGCAGCCUCUCAAUUAAAACUGUUCGAGGAUCGUGGCCAGUCGGAAUGGCUAUAAACCUCUUCGAAUUCGCUCCGAAAUUAUCAUCUCUCGCCUUGGACCACGCUGGGGCUGCUGCCAUUAAGUUCUGGAAUGUACCAUUUCUGAGCCUAAUGUUCUUCGAAGUUCACCAAGGUGGAGAGAGUACUGCUUCAUUCGAGAGUUGCUUUCUCGCAAUGAGAUUAAUGCCCAAUCUCAAGGAAUGCAUUAUUCGUUGCAACUCAUCCUUUGCAAGCUGGCCUGUUCUUCCUGAUACCACCCUUUCACAAUUAACUUGUCUCCACAUAACUUUGGAACAGUCGAUUUUUCCCGCGCCAGUUGGCCUCGGAGGAAUGUUCGGUGCGUUGUCACUUCCAUCCUUAUCAAGGCUGGACCUCCGACUCAAAAACACGCUAACGGUGGAGCCGCCUUGGGAUCAUGAGCCCUUCGUGGAAUUUCUCCGUCGCUCGCCAUCAAUCCGCAAAUUAACGCUGAACUACUCCUCCAUAUCCAGUGUGGAAUUUGAGGAUAUAUUGCGGGAGGCCUCAGGCGUGAAGCAUCUCUCCAUUUACACAAAUGCCCCAGAUCAGAUACUUACAUGGGUAGUGAACGCUACUGAGCCCAUUCUACCAAAAUUACGAACCAUCAAGGUUGUUGAUACCAGCGCCAACCCAAGUGCCUUCCCGGAAAGUUUUUUUCCCUUGCUGUCGAUUCGGGGAUCGAAUUAUGAAGGUCCUGCUCGGCUAAAAUCUGCCACCCUCCAUUACCGGAAAGCUGUUGAUGAGCAGCUAAGGAAUAGGUUGCUGAGAGCAGCGAAUGAAUUUCUGGAUAUUGUUUCGCAACACAACCUUCGUUUUCGUAUCGAACAACCGAAUGACAUUUACGACUCGAGGUUUCAUCAGAAACCAGACAAUGGAGUCAGCAUCUGA
This is a messenger RNA of Laccaria bicolor S238N-H82, 1791 nucleotides long. RefSeq lists its product as uncharacterized. NCBI's taxonomy places the organism in Eukaryota, Fungi, Basidiomycota, Agaricomycetes, Agaricales, Hydnangiaceae. The transcript is spliced from 2 exons. Bases 1 to 1791 code for a protein of 596 amino acids. The record is from RefSeq and is a predicted model, not a curated record.